AUGGACCUGUUCUUUCCGCAACGCCUCGCUCGUUAUGACCUGCGGACGAGUGAGUCCUUCGACUGCCAGGAAGCCUUCGGCUACGGUGCCUUCCAGAAGCGCCUGUUCUUUCUUCUUAUUCUCUCUGCUGUGUCGGUCUUAUGCCAAACUUCCAUCGUUACCAUCGUGUUCGGUGACGUGGACCACUGGUGCAAGCGGCCCCGAGGCUUCAACAUCUCUGCAACCGAAUGGAAGAAUAUUGCCAUACCACUUGAAGCCGACGGAAGGCAUAGUCAAUGCCGCGUCUACCAGCGCUGCAUGCCACCCGUCGACUUCAGCCUUCCGAACCGGGAACGGAUGGACAGCGACGUGCUAGCACAGCCGCAUGCAAGUACAGGCAGUACGUACGAAUACGGGUGGUACAACGAAUGCCUGAACGGUGUCUCGGAAACAGCCAACGACACACAAGAGAUACACUGUGAUGAAUGGGAGUACGAUGACUCGGCGGCCAGUUUUACGGCGGUAAGCACUUGGGACAUGGUGUGCCAUCGACGCCCAAGAAGAAUCGCGGUCGUAGCGCUGCAGUAUGCUGGUGCCGUUGUAUUUGUCGUUACAUCUGGAAUAUACGCGGACUCGCUAAGUCGAAGGACUUGUCUCGUGGCAUCCGCUGCAGCGCUAUUGGCCAUCACGAUCUGCACUUUUCUGGCAAAUACUUACUAUGUUUACGCUAUUGCGCGUUUUCUGGCCGGAGGCUUUACCGCCGUAAACGAAGUCUUCAGCGUCAUUAUCCCGUUCGAAGUGACGACCCACGCUCACAGACCACAGCAAGUCAUCCUCUGGCACUUGGUGGGUGUCCUGCCGGCCGAAGUGUGGGAAAUCCUAAUUAGACGGGUGCCCAUGUUCUGGUCGCUCAAACAGCUCAUCUUUCUCGCGCCUACGGCCCUGCUUCUCCCCGUGUCACUCAGCGCACCUGAAUCACCUCGUUGGCUCGUUGCGAAAGGACGAAUGCGGGAGGCCGAGACCGUGAUGAUGCAGGCUGCCGAAACUAACAACUUCCCCCUCCCAAACACGUCCGCUCUGAUGGACAAGCUCAGAGAACAGGUCAAGGCGAGGACGUGCUGUACCGAGGCUUGCGAUCAAGAGAUAUUGGACUCGAACUCCUUGCGUAGGCGAGCGCUUGCCAUGUUUUUCACCUUUUUCUCAAUGACGUUCUCGUAUUACGUGGCUGUGUUCGCGACGGCGUCAUCCCACGAGGCUUGGAUGCCGUAUGGCGUAGUCGCAGCCACGCUUUUUACGUGUGGUGUCAUGCACGUCUUAGUGACCGACAUUACCCUGGUGACGGUGAUGAACACGUGCGUCGUGACGAUUGCCGUCAUCGAUUGCUUGCUGAGUUUCGCCGUAGGUGCUGGAGUGGCAACGAUCAGUAACGUUCUCAACGUGCUGUCCAAAGGCGCGUCACUGGUCAUCCUCGUUCACUUCUUGGUGUUUGUCAUGGAGCUCUUUCCUUCGGCCGUCAGGAGUGGUACGCUUCAAGGUCGUGAAGACGCGGCGUUCGCCGUUGCCGCGUUGCUUCUAUUCAUGUCUCUUCUGGUGAUACGGGUGCUUCCACGAGCGACCAUGGUGGAGCAGGCUAAGGAGGCCAAUAUCGGUUUGAGUUACGCAAGAAACUACAUCAAACACAUGAGACGUACGCUCGAGCGACCGACGGAUCAUAUGGCCAAAUCCGGAAGCACUGAUGCCCUCCGAAAGAGUCGCCAGAGUGUUGCCAGCAAUACGAACGUUUCUCUCAAGUCAUCUACUGGAAGCAGCGACACCCGCAAGAGUCGAAAGAGUCGUUCCAGCAACUCAGAUUCCUCUGCUAAGGCCAAACUACAAGGCUACAAGUUUAGCCAGAAGCCUGAAUUACCUAGAGGUGGUUCCAUGCCCAUAACACAAGCAGCUGCGGACAUUGGCUAG
Messenger RNA from Rhipicephalus microplus (southern cattle tick), 1935 nucleotides. Its product is annotated as solute carrier family 22 member 7-like. Lineage: Eukaryota; Metazoa; Arthropoda; Arachnida; Ixodida; Ixodidae. The record is from RefSeq and is a predicted model, not a curated record.